CUAUCCGCACAUGCAAUAACAGAGUUUUGAGUAGUUAAGAGUAAACAAAAAAGCUCAAGCUUACAAGCUUGUUGCACAAGCUUUAGACUUUUUCAGAGAACUGAAUAUUCUAAUGUAGCUUGCUGUCUUUCCUCCUCUUAUUUGAAUCUGAAAUUAAUGUGCUUUCUGUCAAAACACAGUUGUGAUUUGUAUUUAAUCAAAGGGUUCACCUCUAGUUGGGGUGAUCACUUUGUCUGAGGUGUACUUCGGACGUGAAUGUCCUGUGUCGGUGUGAAAGAAGUCUUCUACGGGUAUGGUUGGUUUACAGAACGAAACAGAUCACGGAGCAAAAGAGCCAGUAGAGGAUACAGAUCCAAGCACACUUUCCUUAACAAUGACUGAAAAAUAUCCCAUCCAAGACACAGGAGUACCUAAAGAUGAGGAAUACCUAACAGAUCAAGUAACGUUGGAAAUUGCAUCUGUGAACAUCAGGAGUCUUACAUCAGAUACUGGCCUAGUCCAACAGCCAGAAAACAAAGACACGCAAAACCAUACCGAUGAAUCACUUUCAGAUCUCAAGAAAAGCUGCAAAGAAAACAGCACCUGCUCCUUGUGCUUAUUUCGUGCACCGACCAUCAGCGACAUGCUCAAUGAUGAGGACUUGUUGUACACAGUGAGGCUAAAGCUGGAUCCCUGCCACCCAACAGUGAAAAACUGGAGAAACUUAGCAAGCAAGUGGGGGAUGACUUAUGAUGAAUUGUGUUUCCUUGAACAGAAGCCCCAGAGUCCUACCUUGGAGUUCUUGCUACGGAACAGCGACAGGACUGUGGAGCAGCUGAUUGAGCUCUGUAAAUUUUAUAAGAGAAUCGAUGUUGUGAAAGUGCUGCUGAAAUGGGUGGAGGAGGAAUGGCCCAAGAGAGGAAACAGAAAUUACCAGAAUGACUUGUAGGUCAAAGAAGAUUUAGUCACUGCUUGUGAAAUGUUGGGACUAGCUGCCACUAGUAGAUGGGAAGCUUCCCUUGUGAGAGAGAGGCAGAAUCUGUACGGACAGUUUGUAUACCGUGUAAGCUUUAUGUACUGUAUACACAUAUAUAUGGUCUGUGCCCUCAGGGCUGCAAAGAUAACCUUUCAGAAGUGGAUGGAAUAAUGCAGGUUGUGUUCUUGAGUCUGCAAAUGCUUCCUAAGUAGCAGAAGAAUGAAAAACCUAGACCACUGGUUUUACUGCAGCAGUUGCAAACCAUGUCAGUUGUGUGUUGUUGCUAUUGGGGAAGCCCCAAUUAGAAGGCAAGUCUGCCUUUCUGGCAGCCCUUCCACAACUUUUGUGUUUUACCUGUUAGAAGAUGAGAGGGUGUUUUUUUUUUUUGUUGUUGCUGUUCUUUUUUGUUGUUCUUUUUUUUUAUUAUUUUUUUUAAGCUUUAUGACACUGUUUUUGGCACAGGAACACCUCAGUGUUCCAAGUAGCAGUUUGGAUUUGCAUAUUUGAAUUAAUUCAAUGUUUAAACAUCACAUUCAGGUAGUAAAAUUAAGUUUUGAAUGUCUUUUACAAACAAGACUAGACAUUGAAGUAGAUGUAUACUCAUACAUCAUAGGGCGUAUGUUUGCUAUGAAGAAAUCAUGCAAUUCAGAGAGACUUUCCAGACCAUAACUUUAGGGAUUAAAAAAAAAAAAAAAAAAAAAAAAA
Messenger RNA from Oxyura jamaicensis (ruddy duck), 1660 nucleotides. RefSeq names its product EDAR associated death domain (gene EDARADD). Gene Ontology annotation, molecular function: protein binding. Gene Ontology annotation, biological process: signal transduction. Bases 293 to 928 code for a protein of 211 amino acids. NCBI's taxonomy places the organism in Eukaryota, Metazoa, Chordata, Aves, Anseriformes, Anatidae. The record is from RefSeq and is a predicted model, not a curated record. The transcript is spliced from 6 exons.